Messenger RNA from Dermatophagoides farinae (American house dust mite), 1506 nucleotides. RefSeq names its product Cytochrome c oxidase assembly factor 10 (gene Cox10). Lineage: Eukaryota; Metazoa; Arthropoda; Arachnida; Sarcoptiformes; Pyroglyphidae. Gene Ontology annotation, biological process: heme A biosynthetic process. The record is from RefSeq and is a predicted model, not a curated record. Gene Ontology annotation, molecular function: protoheme IX farnesyltransferase activity. Gene Ontology annotation, cellular component: mitochondrion; mitochondrial membrane.
UUUUAAUUUUUGUAUAUAUAAAGAGAAUUAAAAAAUUUCCAAAUUCAUAAAGAAUGUUUGCAAAGAUUCUAUGAAGAAUUUAUUAAAUUUUUUUUUAUUUUUAUCAGAAAAAAAUCAAAUGAAUGGUAUAUUGAGAAAUGUUUAAAUUGUUUGGCAAAAUUGGUUCAUCAACGAAAUUUGGUCAUCAUCAGAAUGUUGGUAAUAAAUUUUCAAUAAUUUCUACAAAUUAUCCAUCCUUUAUGAUUGGCUGCCAUCACCAUCACCAUCACCAUCACCAUCAUCGAAAUCAGAAUUUUACAUCAAUUUUAAUUCUACACCAUCAUAAUGGUCCAUCUAAUAAUAAAACUGCCUCAAAUCUACGGUUUCUUUCAUCAAUACAGCAACAGACUAAAUUGAUUCAUUCAGAUGAUGAAUCUACUACCACGACAUCGGCAACAGCAACAGCUGAAGAUUUGCUGCCUAAACCAUCAUCAUCAUCAUCAUCAGCGAUCAUUGAAUAUGAUGAACAUCGUUUUCGAGAAUUAUCAAAAGAAUUUUCAAAAUCAUUAGAUAAAAAUCAAUUAACCAAUAUUGAAAAUGUAUGGAAAGAUAUUCAACCAUCAACGAUAUCGAAUGUUUUGAAUGAUUAUUCAAAAUUGGCUAAAAUCAAAUUAACCGGUCUGGUUGUAUUGACAACAAUGGCCGGUUUUUAUAUGGCUAUCGAAUCAUCGGUAAAUCCAACGAUAUUAGCAUCAACUUUGAUUGGAACGGCAUUGACAUCAGGAUCAGCUGCUGCAUGGAAUCAUUUUCUUGAAGUACCAUUCGAUUCACAGAUGCGUCGUACGCAAGCACGACCAUUAGUUCAAGGAUCAUUAACACCAUUACAUGCGGCAACAUUUGCUACGAUUACCGGUGUUGCGGGACUUUCAAUAUUAGCCACCUAUGUUAAUCCAUUGACAGCAUUAUUGGGUGGUAUUAAUCUUUGUCUCUAUUCAUUCAUGUAUACACCAAUGAAACGUGUACAUAUUGUUAAUACUUGGAUCGGUGCAAUUGUUGGUGCCAUUCCACCAAUUAUGGGAUUCACUGCUGUCAAUAAUUUUAUUGAUUUACCAUCAUUAUUAUUAGGUUUGAUAUUAUAUUCAUGGCAAUUUCCACAUUUCAAUGCACUUUCAUGGAAUAUGCGUCAUGAAUAUGCACGUGCUGGUUAUCGUAUGAUGUCCGUAACUAAUCCACGAUUAUGUCAACAAACAGCAUUACGACAUUCAACGCUAUUAUUAGGCUAUACGGCAGCAAUGUGUGCAACGGAUAUGACACAUUGGUCAUUCGGUAUCGAUUCAUUACCAUUUUCGUUAUAUCUUGUCUAUCUUUCAUAUCGAUUUCAACGGGAACCAUCAUCACAGACAUCGAGAAAAUUAUUUCUUUAUUCAUUAAUCUAUUUACCUGUUAUUAUGUUAUUGAUGGUUAUAUCGAAAAAUCGUAAAUCGUCCAGGAAUCAGGAAAGAAAAAAAACAAACUGAAUAGUCAAAA